AAAAGUGUGUGGAAUUUAAAAUAAGGAGGGAGUAUACUCUUUGGUAAUAGCUACUCCGUCAAUCUGCGCACCGACUUCUGCAAUCUGAAUCGAAGGAAGAUAGAAGUGUAAUCUUGCUAUUCAAGGCUAUGAAAGAAAGAUUUUGUUGUUGAGAAGAGUCUCUGUUUGAUACCCUGAAUGAGUCCCUGGAAUAAGUCGGAACCUAGAAAUCUAGAAUCAUUAAGUUCUGUACCCGAGGUUAUUUUGUAUUUCUUAAGGUGGGCCGGUACAAAGCACUCUCCUUCAAGAUCAAGUAUCCAGUGUCCUUAACUCUUGAAAUUGACCUUGUUCUCUUAAACUGAAGUUGUUUUACAGGUUCAAGAAACAAACAAAUUAGACAUCCCUGCAAUCCAAAGUUUAAUAGGGCCCUUGAUACGUCAGGGCCGGGCCUGCUCGAAACCUUCUUCUUCUCCAAGGCAUCUACCAUGGCUACUCUACGAAUGAUAGAUAUUGCAGUCAACUUUACAGAUAGCAUGUUCAAAGGAGUAUACAAUGGGAAACAGUAUCAUGCUGCUGAUAUUCAAGCUGUUCUGAAGCGAGCCUGGGCUGCUGGGGUUGAAAGAAUCAUAGUUACUGGCGGCUCACUUGAGGAAUCGAAGGAAGCUCUUGCAAUUGCAGAAUCAGAUGCUAGACUGUUCUGUACAGUAGGAGUGCACCCGACAAGAUGCAACGAAUUUGAUGAGAGUGGGGACCCAGAAGGGCAUUUUCAAGCACUCUUAUCACUUGCUAAGGAAGGCGUUCAUAAAGGAAAGGUGGUUGCCAUUGGAGAGUGUGGAUUGGACUAUGAUAGGCUUCAUUUUUGUCCUUCUGAUAUUCAGAAGAAAUACUUUGAGAAGCAUUUUGAAUUAGCAUCUAUGAUGAAGCUGCCUAUGUUUCUUCACAUGCGAGCAGCUGCCCAUGAUUUUUGUGACAUAUUUGAUCGGAAUUAUGAUCGGUUUUGUGCCGGUGUUGUUCACUCGUUUACAGAUAGUGCAGAAGAUCGAGACAAACUUCUCUCAUUCAAUAAUCUGUUUAUAGGUGUCAAUGGUUGUUCUUUGAAGACUGAAGAGAACAUCGAGGUUGUUAAGGGCAUUCCCAUCAAUAGGAUGAUGAUUGAGACUGAUUCUCCUUACUGUGAAAUCAAGAACACACAUGCUGGGUCUCGUUUUGUGAAAUCUUUGUGGUCGUCUAAGAAGAAAGACAAGUAUGAUGAAGAAUGUCUCGUUAAAGGUCGCAAUGAACCAUGUUUGGUUAGGCAAGUAAUCGAGGUCAUUGCUGCCACCAAAGGCAUAGCUGACAUUGAGGAUUUGAGCAAAACAUUGUAUCACAACACUUGCAGGGUUUUCUUUCCUCAUGAUUUGGAUUCGGUGGCUGAUGCGCUUCUGGCCAGCGGUCACAAAUCAGUGUGAUGAACCACUUGUUUGAGAGUUCUCUGCUAAUUUGUAGUUUUCUACUUCAUUCCUAUCAUCAUUUAUGGUACAUUCUGAAUGUACAUAUUUAUUUACUGUCAUGUGUUACUGAUUUUAAUGCUUUAUUUUUUUGAUGACCCGAAGUGUGUUUUUUUUAAUGUAUUUAGAAUUUUGGAGGAAGCUUUAAAGCGUAAGUCCACCAAGAAAUGUCUUCCACAAAAUUGGUGUCUUAGUAUUAUAUCAGAUUUCUAUUCCAGUUGCAAUCCAGCUCUUCUUCCUGGUUUUUAUGAUCGUGAAUCCAACAAUGGUGAGCUGAGCCAUUGCGCAUUAAUAGUGUUGCAUUAGACAUUAAAUGUUGUCACAGCACUAGACAGUGAUGAAGCUCAAUAUAAAUUAUCAUGUAGUGAAGACAUUGUCCAUAUUCUUGAUUGGUUCUGUGAUAACCUUACCCAGAGAGUCAGAGGCAAAAAAUGCACGACGAUAGAGUUUAUUAAUUCUUUUCCAUCGACAUAAUUGAUGUCGUUGGCAUUGACAGUUAGUCUGUUAGUGGUGCUGAUGGAUAUUUGCUGACGCCAAUGGGCAGUGAACUCAUGGACAUU
Molecule: messenger RNA, 2026 nt
Organism: Cuscuta epithymum
Lineage: Eukaryota; Viridiplantae; Streptophyta; Magnoliopsida; Solanales; Convolvulaceae
Source: the annotation of a GenBank genome assembly